AUGGCCGCUGUCUCCUCCAGGAAGCUCUGCUGUGUGGCCAUCUCACUGUCCGAAGAAGAACUGCUUAGACUGAGGCAGGAGGCCCUGAGCUGCUUCGCUCAGAUGGACCAGAGUUUGGCCCUCCCCACAGUCCGGGCCCGAGUGCUGCUACAGCAGUUCCAGACUGCCUCACGGGAAGCAGAGUUCCGGAAACUGGACCGGGCCCUCGCAGUGCCCGAGCUGCAGUCCAAGGGGAGAAAGCUGCGCUCCAAGGGCAAGGGCAAGGCAGAUGCUUUGAGGAAGAACCUCGAGGAUAAAAUUCGCCUCUUUGAGGAGCGGCCCUCCGAAGACCUGGCUGAGGAGGUGCGAGGGGAGUUGCUGCAGGAGCGGGAGCAGCGUCUAGAGGCCCAGGAGGCACACUUUGCAGAAUCUCUCGUAGCUCUGCAGUUCCAGAAGGUGGCCCGGGAAGCUGAGACCCUGUCAGCCUAUUCAGCCCUGCUCAUCAUUCAAGACCUGCUGCUGAGCGAGUUGAACGAGUCUGAGACAGUGGCCAAUUUAGCCUGCACACCGAUCCUGGAGUCUCACAACCUGGAGCUCCAGGAGCUGGAGAGGAAGUUGGAGGAGCAGCUGGCACAGCAGGAGGAGGAGGAACAACAACAGAUCCUGGAGAGCCUGCAGCAGUGGGUAGACGAUGGGCCUGGGCCUCUGGAUGAGGCUGAGGAGGGGGAUGCGGAAAGGCAGGUCUCCACCACCCUGCUGCAGGCCCUGAGCAAGGGCCAGAAGCUACUGGAACACCGGCAGCUGAGGGUGAGAGAGCACUGGCAGAACAGUGUCAUGCUAGAAGAUUCCCUGGAAAGCAAGGAGCUCAACACCUUGGCCAGGCUAUGCAGCCAGGGACUGAGGCAGGUGUCCUACCUCUCAAAGGUGACCAUAGUGCCUGGGCCCACCCUGCACCGACUCUUGAGCAUGGUGCUGCCCUCGGCCUCACAACCUCAGCUGCUGGCCCUGCUGGACUCGCUCAGUGAAAAGCAUUCUGACCACACAACAGAGCGCGAGGGCAGUGAGGAGCAGGCUGAGCCGGGCAGAAGGAGGAAACACCAGGGCUGGUGGCAAGCUUUGGAUAGGAGGCUGCGAGCAGACCUGGCGACGGAAGGACUACAAAGGCUGCUCCAGGCCCGCAGGAGGAAGAGCAUAUUACAGAAGACACGGGUCCCUGUUCAGGAGAGGGUGAUGUUCCCUGGAAAAGGAAGUUGGCCCCACCUGUUCCUGGAGCCUAUUGGAGAGCUGGCACCCAUGCCCAUUAUGGGGGCAGAAACCAUCGAUGUGUUAAACACAGGAGAGAAGAUCUUCAUAUUCAGAAGCCCACGGGAACCCGAGAUCCCCUUGCACCUGCCUCCCAGGAGGAAGAAGAACUUUCUGAACUCCAAGAAGGCCAGCAGGGCCUUGACCUUGGACUAGCCCUGGGGGAGGCUGAGGGAGCAUCUCAAACCAGAGCCUUUUCUUCUGCCCACCUAGGUUUGUCUGCAUAUAACAUACAACUUGAAGCAUAUACAUGCCUGCAGGAUGGACAUGGGCCUGGUGGAAGAUGCAAACACCCUGCACUUUCUGGCUUUCCUGUGCUCAGUUGCUCUGGACUCUUGAGUUUCUGUUUGGUCUACUCUCUCUGGGUCACAAGGACAGAAGCCUGUCUUCCUUUCAGUUCCAUAUCACCAGGAUCCAGGGGAAAGCCACCCUGUUCCAUCCCAUCUCCAGGCAGCAUGCCAAGUAGUCUGUGAGGAAUGGGUAUCUCUGUUCUACCGUGUGCAUCACACGUGCUGCUUAUUAAAAAAUAAACGUGCAAUAGUG
This is a messenger RNA of Nannospalax galili (Upper Galilee mountains blind mole rat), 1824 nucleotides long. RefSeq names its product EvC ciliary complex subunit 2 (gene Evc2). The record is from RefSeq and is a predicted model, not a curated record. NCBI's taxonomy places the organism in Eukaryota, Metazoa, Chordata, Mammalia, Rodentia, Spalacidae. Bases 1 to 1437 code for a protein of 478 amino acids. Gene Ontology annotation, biological process: smoothened signaling pathway. Gene Ontology annotation, cellular component: ciliary membrane; plasma membrane protein complex. The transcript has 8 exons.